Messenger RNA from Diospyros lotus (date-plum), 3343 nucleotides. RefSeq lists its product as uncharacterized. NCBI's taxonomy places the organism in Eukaryota, Viridiplantae, Streptophyta, Magnoliopsida, Ericales, Ebenaceae. The transcript has 10 exons. The coding region runs from base 140 to 3103 and encodes 987 amino acids. The record is from RefSeq and is a predicted model, not a curated record. Gene Ontology annotation, molecular function: protein binding.
ACAAACUUUCUGCAUAAACAGCGUCUCUUGGUGUAGCCAUUAGUUGUUAUUUUUUUUUUUCCUUUUCUUGUGUUUUUUUUCUUCUCUUUGAUUCUGGAAAUAUAGACAUUAGUUCUUGAAAGUUGAAACCCCACUCAAUAUGCUUUUCCUUUUGCAAAACAGGGAAUUUCAAUGGAUUUGUCAAGUGGAGACAGGUAAAAGGGUUAAAAUGGUGAAGAGAAGCAGAGGAAGAGUGCAAAAGAAGAAGAGUGUCCGGGUAUUGGUACGCAGAGACUUCCAGAGUACGCAGAAACGCAUUGGCUGCAGCAAUUCCGUUAGACAGGCAGCGUUUAGGCAACAAGCAGAUGCCCCCCCAUGGUACAAUGCAACAGCGCCAUCACCACCACUGCCACCAUACCCGGCACCACCAACACCACCACUACCGCUAUCAACACCACCACUAUCAUCACCACCACCACCACCACCACCACCACCACCAUGCCCACCACCUCUACCACUAUCACCCACACCCUGCAUGCCACCUCUGCCAAAGAAAAGGGGCAGGAAGAAGAAAAGACUGGAUGAAGUGGCAGCUAUUCCUUUUGGCCCCACAAUCGGAAGGAGUGGACAAAAGAUAGAUGGUAAAGUUCCUCUUCUCAACAGUGCUCAGCAAUCCACAAAACGGAUCCCUGAAAGACGGAUAGCCGAACUUAUCCUUGACAUGCUACAAAAGAGAGAUACGCAUGAAAUCUUUGCUCAGCCAGUUGACCCAAAGGAGGUGGUGGGGUACUACACUAUGAUUCAAAAUCCAAUGGAUCUUGGUACUAUGAGGGCAAAACUUCAAGAAGGAAUGUACACUGGUCUGGAUCAAUUAGAGAAAGAUGUUUUUCUCAUGACUGGCAAUGCAAUGCUCUUCAACUCAUGUGUUACCAACUACUUCAGACAGGCCCGUGCUAUACAUGAACUGGCAAAGAGAAUCUUUCAUACUCUAAAAACUGAUCCAGAAAAAAUUCUACUGGAGAUCUCACAAACAAGAAAACGUGAGAAGAAAUCCCAAGGUGAAAUCAGAGGUUCCCAUGUUAAGCAUGGGCAAAAGAAAAUAGCUUACUUUGGGUCAGAUGGUGAAAAUGCUUCUGAUGAAUUUUUUUCUGGGUCUGGAGGUGGUGGAAAUGAGAACUCUGAAUCUGGAAGGCACCAAAUAUACAAGUUUCCUUCUUCUGCAACGACUGAGAAUGAGUCAAUAAUUUCAACAAUUUAUGGUUCCUCAAAUCAACUUGUACCUGGUAACUGGGAUAUUGGUUACGAGGAGUGUAUGCUGCACCAUGUUAAAGAUUUGGGACAAACUGCUCAAAAUGAGGCAGAGGAGAAAUUGGGAGACUUGACUCAGACACCUCGGCAUUCUGUUCAGGAUUCUAGUUAUCUGACAUCUUUUCAAGCGAACCAACACACAUCUGCUAGUAUGGAUGGAAUCCUUGGUGGUGCAACUGCAGAUGCCAAUAACUCAUUUGUCAGCCAUGGAGCCAUUUCUAAAAACAAGAAUUCUCUCACCAUAGAGAGAAUAGAUUUGGGCAGUAAUGCUCAGAGAGGAACGAUUCAGGGUGCUGCUUGCAAAGGAAAGAGCGUUCUCAUUUAUGAUCGCAUGAAGCCCCAAGGUGGUGCUUGUAGAAGGUCAUCUAUUUCUGGAAGGCUGGAUUUUCAAAAUUUUCUCCUUGAAGAAGCUCUCCGUCGCAAAGACAAGGGCAUUCUCAUUGGUGACCGCAUGGAUCUUCACACUGGUGCUAGUGGAGGAAAGAAAGCUGUGUCUCAAAGGCAGGAUUUUCAACGUUUUCUUCACGAAGGAACUCGUUAUGGCGGAGGCACAACCGGAAUUUGUGGUGCUUUACCGGGGGAGAGGGUUCAUGAUGAUGAUAGGAAGGGUAUUGACAGAGCUCAAAAUAAAGACAUUGAUGCUGGUAUUAGAGUUAGACCCUCCUUACGGAUUAUCAAUUUGAGUGAUAAAAAGGAUAUUGCACAAGCUGUUGGAGGAUAUGCUACUCGUCAAAGUGAUUACACCAAGGGCAUGUUAGGCUUGGACUAUCUUAUGUUUGGAGAAGACCACCUACAUGGGUGUGACAAUGCCAAGUUAACAGAUCCAAGCUUUAAGUAUAUGGAUCUUCUUCUAGGGGAUUCAGAUUCUGAAGAUACUCAAAACGGCCAGAGCCAAUUGGAUUCUUUUCUCUUCAAUGCUGGAGUUGCAGACGUAAACAAUCCGCCCCCUGUGAUGACCGGUAGCUGCAGCAAGUACAUGUCUAUGGAUAAUAAGAUGAUAGCGGGCUCUGGACAGUUAUGCGAUCAGGUGCAGCAGCCGUCAGAAUUCUUUGGAUCAGAUUCAGGGUCAGGGCUGCUUGAUUGCGUACGCCGACCCAGAUCAUGUGUAUACCCAUCGACAAUUGUAAAUGCAUUGGGUCCGGGUCAGGACAGCACCAUGUUGCAUCACGGCUUGGACAAGGACUCUAAGUCCCUACUGAACCCUUAUUAUGGAGCUAGCUCACGCCAGGUGCAAGGAAUCCACGAUUUCCUGCCAAUGCAGCCACAUCUCAACCUGCUUAACGAUCUCAAUGAUCCACUGGGAGAGGUGUAUAGAAACCACCAGCCCCAGCUGGGUCCUUCUUCAUCAGUAGCUCCAUUCAUCCAAAUGCAGUCUACUGAGGUAUAUCCACAGCAAUCCAAUGAGACAUCAUACCUAGUUGGCCAGGAUGCAUUUUUCGCACAGAAAGGGCUCAACCUCAUGCCAAGUCCUUCUCACGUGCAACUGCAACAGUACAACCCCAACUUGCUGAAUGAUCCUUUGGGGCAGAAUGCAUUUGGGCACCCCACACCACAGCUCCCGGUGGCUUCUUCUUACAUGCCAAGUGAGGUGAAUAACCCGCCGGUGCAUAAAGUGUUCAUGCAAGUAAAGCCUCAAGAUGAUGAUAAUGUACUGGGCCAGAGUUUACUUCUUCAGCAAGAGCCACAAGCACAGCUUCUGAACGACAACAAUGCUCAAAUCUGGAACUUUCAGCAACAGUCGUCCUUGGGAGGCAUUCGGGACCCUGAUUUGGCCCUUCGUCUGAGAACCCGGAACCAAGUGUCUUUGAAGAAAUGAAAUGGACGAUGGAGAAACGAGAGCAGCCUAGGGAAGGAGGAGAAACCGAAGGAUCAGUAUGGUUUAAUUAGUAUUGUCUUUCAAAUAUUUCCCCUGAUACUAUUAUAUCUAUAGCUACCUAAACUUAGUAUAACUAAAAUGACUGUCUAGUUAUAUCUAUCCUCUUGCAUCGUUGCGGAUCAUUUGGACUCAUGCUAUAUAUGAUUGGGUGAUCUUAUAUAUAUAUAUUUGUGGUAGUGG